Molecule: messenger RNA, 1030 nt
Organism: Dendroctonus ponderosae (mountain pine beetle)
Lineage: Eukaryota; Metazoa; Arthropoda; Insecta; Coleoptera; Curculionidae
Product: UPF0235 protein C15orf40 homolog
Exons: 5
Coding region: 321-767 (148 amino acids)
Cellular component (GO): cytoplasm
Source: RefSeq, a predicted model, not a curated record
ACACGUCGUGCACUUAACCCCAUAGCAUGCUUGUCUAACCUUUAAAAACCCGUCAACCACCCGUCAACUUUGAAAUCUUUUCAGUGUUUAUGUUGUUAUUUUCAAUAUUCAUGCGUUGAUACACGGCAAUACUCUCAAAUUAAAAAGCUAAUGUUAACUGUUGAUCGGCCAUCCGCUAGAGAUGAUUGAAAUCCGUUGAAUUAACUGAAUUUGGCAACUAUAUCGGAUAUGUUCACAUCAGUUACGUGUUAUAUUACGAGUAUUUAAAAUAAGGUCCCAAUGAGACCAUAAGCAAUACAAGACAGACUUAGAUGUACUAGAUGCUGAGAAAUACAUUGAUACGUAUAAAAUUUAUUAGCAAUACAUUUCACAAUAUGCCGAAGAAAUCCAAAAACAAAGUCAGCAAGGGAUCGACUUCUUCAACCAAGGAUGCCCCAACCAUUAAACCUGUACAAGGCCCUAUCAAAACUGAUGCAGAUAACAACAUCCUUAUUGAAGUGCAUGCGAAGCCAGGAGCAAAACAAAAUGCUAUUACAAAUGUUGAUGAUCAAGGCGUUAACAUCCAAAUCAAUGCUCCGCCAGUUGAAGGAUCUGCCAAUGUUGAAUUAGUUAAAUAUAUGGCAUCACUUUUGGGGCUCAAAAGCAGCAAUGUGUCUCUUGAAAGAGGCCAUAAAUCGAGAAACAAAGUGUUGAAGAUAUCAGCAAACAUCACGCUGGAUGAAGUAACUAAGAAAAUCAAUGAAAACUUGCCCGCGGAAACAAAGUGACUCCUAUUGACAGUACGGUAAUUGUUGACAUUUUCAGUCUCAACUGCUAUUCAAUCUUCAGCAGCCCUUUCUUGGCAGCCCCUUCAGAUAUCUGUAGAUUUUUUGACAUUCUCUUAAUUGCCGACUGUUUAUUUUAUCAUCUCUGAUUGGGAAUUUCAAUUUCUUAAGAAAAUUAUAUAAAAAUACAAUUAACGUGAAAAAACUUUAAUUUAUGUGAUAAAUGAUACUGGUAUGUGUUAAUGAAAAGCGUAAUUUAUAGAUGA